AUGGGGAAAAGCGAGAGCUUUGGAGAUCAUGCCAUUGAUGCAGAAACCGUUAAUGAGGGUAUUGAAUGUGACCAUGUUGGAUUGGUAACCCAUCUUGAGAAUGGUUCCAAAAAGAGAAAAGGCAAAGGACGUGUGAGCCUGGUGGCAGUAACAAUAGGUCAAGAUGGUGAGACUGGCAAUGGAAAGGGUGAUUCCGCGGAGGUGGAGUUGGAGUUGGGUGAUGAGGGAAAUGACAGAGGGUUAAUGACUGAUCCAGACAAUAGCUCUCAAAAGCAUGUCGAAAGCGAAGAUGGGUGGGGGAGGGUGGGUUCGGAGCAUGCUAUUAAAAGAAAGAAGGGCGUUGUCAAGAAUGUGAAAUCCAGAAAAGUUAUGGAGUUGUAG
Sphenostylis stenocarpa is the source of this 381-nucleotide messenger RNA. The record is from the annotation of a GenBank genome assembly. Lineage: Eukaryota; Viridiplantae; Streptophyta; Magnoliopsida; Fabales; Fabaceae.